AUGGACGAUCGACCGACUCCUGCGGACACGGAUGUCCCGGGCGGAUUCCCAGUCACGCCCUCAGCGCGACGAGUCGAUCAGAGAGCCCUGUCCUAUUCUAGAACAGCCCCGGUGGCAGCAGAAGGGAUGCCACACAUAGAAGAUACCACAAAUAUACCCACGCCUACUCAAUCGCAAAUUCACCCUCAGUCAUACUUUACCUCGACCCCGAAUGGGUCCUCUGCCCAUCGGGAUACCCGCCUGUCUGAUGACACGGUCAUAAAUACAGAGCCCGUAGAUCACAACCAUGGCAAUGAGCACAGUCAGGGAGUGGACGCACUCUCUCGCCGCCAGAGCAAGGGCUCUAUUUCUUCCGGUAAAGACACCACUGAAGACUCCCACUCAGAGCGAUCUGCUGUGAGAUACAUGCCCCUCAGAGUAGCACCCACCGCCGAAGACAGGCGACCAGUGCUGGAAAAGCGCAGAAGUAUUCAAACAGAGGAAGACCUAUUCAAAGUAUUGUCUCAGCGCCGAACCAAUGCAUCCACCGAUUCCUAUGAAGAAGACGACCAAAUUCAACGGUUAAUGUCUCGCAUGUUUGGCAAAGCCCGGCAGGAGCAGAGUGAAGACGAGAAGACCCGUCACAGUGGUGUGAUCUUCCGUGACUUGACCGUCAAAGGCGUUGGUCUUGGUGCAAGUCUACAGCCUACCGUGGGGGACAUCUUUCUGAGUCUCCCACGUACGCUAAAGACCUUCUUCACUCGAGGCGCCAAGGCUGCUGCAGGCAAGCCACCCGUACGAGAACUUCUCAGCCAUUUCGACGGCUGUGUCCGGCCUGGAGAAAUGCUGCUGGUGCUCGGAAGACCAGGCGCUGGCUGCUCGACAUUCCUCAAGGUCUUCUGCAAUCAACGAGACGGCUUUGAGGGUGUUGAAGGAGACGUUACCUAUGGUGGCACGGAUGCAAAGACGAUGAAAAAGGACUUCCGUGGAGAGGUCAUUUACAAUCCCGAAGAUGACUUGCAUUAUGCCACCUUGACUGUCAAGCGGACUUUGACCUUUGCUCUGCAGACUCGAACACCUGGCAAAGAAUCAAGAUUGGACGGAGAAUCCCGGGAAGACUACGUAAGGGAGUUCUUGCGGGUUGUUACCAAGCUCUUUUGGAUUGAGCACACCUUAAAUACAAAAGUUGGUAAUGAGUACGUGCGAGGUGUGUCAGGUGGUGAGAGAAAACGCGUCAGCAUAGCGGAAGCCAUGAUUACCAGAGCAUCUGUUCAAGGAUGGGAUAACUCUAGUCGAGGUCUUGACGCCAGCACUGCGCUGGAGUAUGUCCAGUCCAUCCGAGCUCUCACAAACAUGGCCGAGACGUCCACGGCGGUCUCCUUGUAUCAAGCGGGGGAGUCACUGUACGAUCUUGUCGACAAGGUACUUCUUAUAGAUGAGGGCAAGUGUCUGUACUUUGGUCCUUCUGAUGCUGCAAAACAAUAUUUCAUCGACCUAGGUUUCGAAUGCCCGGAGCGAUGGACAACAGCGGACUUCCUCACCUCAGUCACAGACAAGCACGAACGAUCCAUUAGAAAAGGCUGGGAAGAUCGGAUUCCCCGUAAUGCUGAUGAUUUCGCUGCCUUGUAUCGAAAUAGCGAGGCCUAUCAACGCAACCUGGAAGAUAUCAGAGACUUUGAGGGUCAGUUGGAAGGGCACCGAAGAGCACGCCUGGAAAAUACCUCGAAGAGAACCAAAAGAAAGAACUACUCCGUCCCGUUUCACAAACAAGUCAUCGCGUGCACAAAACGCCAGUUCUUGGUCAUGGUAGGCGAUCGAGCCUCGCUAAUCGGCAAGUGGGGAGGGAUUGUGUUUCAGGGCUUGAUCGUGGGGAGUUUAUUCUUUCAGAUGCCCAAAACGGCUCUGGGGGCUUUCCCUCGUGGCGGUACCAUGUUUUUCGUCCUGCUCUUCAAUGCCUUGUUGGCGCUGGCUGAGAUGACCGCCGCUUUCUCCUCGAAGCCAAUUCUCUUGAAGCAUAAAUCAUUCUCCUUCUACCGCCCGGCAGCCUACGCAAUUGCCCAGACCGUCGUCGACGUGCCCUUGGUGUUCAUACAGGUGGUCUUGUUCAACGUCAUCAUAUACUGGAUGAGCGGUCUUGGAGCGACCGCCUCCCAGUUCUUUAUCUCAUGUCUGAUCAUUUUUUCAUCCACCAUGACCACCUAUGCAUUUUUCAGAUCCAUUUCGGCCCUCUGCAAGACACUGGAUGAUGCCACUCGGUUUACUGGGGUGUCAAUUCAAAUUUUGGUUGUCUACACUGGCUAUCUCAUACCUGUCAGCCAGAUGAAGCCAUGGUUUUCCUGGCUCCGACGAAUAAACUGGCUACAGUACGCCUUUGAAGGUCUGAUGUCUAACGAAUUCGCCGGAUUGACCUUGGAUUGCGUACCGCCCUACUUGGUUCCCCAAGGACCAGAUGCCAGGCCUCAGUAUCAGUCGUGCGCAUUAGCUGGAAAUCAACCAGGUCAGACGUCAGUGGACGGUUCAAGGUACAUCCAGGCAUCCUUUGGUUAUUCCCGCUCCCAUCUGUGGCGAAAUUUCGGCAUCAUAUGGGCCUUUUUUGCCUUCUUCCUGGCUGUGACCGCCGUUGGAAUGGAAAUAAUGAAACCAAAUGCCGGCGGGGGAUCCAUAACUACAUUUAAACGUGGUCAGGUACCCAAGAAACUCGAAGAGUCAAUCGACACGGGCGGUCGAGAGAAGAACCCAAGCGGCGACGAGGAAUCGGGUACAGCCGGAAAGGAGGUGGAUGGCAGCGUGGAAAAGACUGCAACUCAGAACAAUGGAAGCAGUGACUCGACGAGCACGAAACGAGACGAGUCUCCCAUGGAUCAGGUGGCCAAAAACGAAACGGUGUACACCUUUCGCAACGUCGACUAUGUGAUUCCCUACGAAAAAGGCGAACGCAAGCUCCUGCAGAAUGUUCAGGGAUAUGUCCGUCCAGGGAAGCUCACUGCUUUGAUGGGCGCCAGCGGCGCAGGCAAGACGACGUUACUGAAUGCACUGGCCCAGCGUCUCAACUUUGGCACCGUAACGGGUGAAUUUCUUGUCGAUGGCCGCCCACUCCCCAAAUCAUUCCAACGCGCCACAGGUUUUGCUGAACAGAUGGACGUGCACGAGCCUACGGCCACGGUGCGAGAAGCAUUGCAGUUCUCGGCACUUCUCCGACAGCCUCGGGAGGUCUCGGUGGAGCAGAAGUAUGCAUACUGUGAAACGAUCAUUGAUCUGCUUGAGAUGCGGGAUAUCGCUGGCGCGACGAUCGGGAAGAUCGGCGAAGGUUUGAACCAAGAGCAGCGAAAGAGACUGACCAUAGGAGUUGAGCUGGCAAGCAAGCCUGAGUUGCUGAUGUUUCUGGACGAACCCACGUCCGGCCUCGACUCGGCAGCCGCCUUUAAUAUCGUCAGAUUCUUGCGCAAACUAGCCGAUGCAGGACAAGCGAUUCUUUGCACAAUCCACCAGCCUUCGGCUGUCUUGUUUGAGCACUUUGACGAGCUUUUGUUGCUCAAAGCCGGCGGUCGAGUUGUAUACCAUGGCCCUCUUGGUCAUGAUUCACAAGAUCUCAUUCAAUACUUCCAAGAGAACGACGCACGGAAAUGUCCUCCGGAUGCGAAUCCGGCAGAAUACAUGCUCGAAGUGAUCGGAGCAGGCGACCCCAAUUACAAGGGUAAAGACUGGGCAGAUGUCUGGGAACAAAGCAAGAACUACAAAGCUCGAUCCGACGAGAUCGCAGAAAUGAUCGAACGAAGGAAGAACGUCGAACACAGCAAAAACAUAACUGACGACCGAGAAUAUGCCAUGCCUGUUACUACGCAAACGAUGGCUGUGGUUAGGAGAUCAUUCGUCGCUUUCUGGCGUACACCGGACUACGUGGUCGGCAAAUUCAUGCUUCAUAUCAUGACCGGCCUCUUCUCAUGCUUUACAUUCUACCACCUUGGUUACGCAAGCAUUGACUUCCAAUCUCGUCUCUUUGCCGUCUUCAUGACGCUCACAAUCAGCCCUCCACUCAUUCAGCAACUUCAACCGGUCUUUCUCAACUCCCGCAAUAUCUUCGAGUCUCGGGAGAACAAUGCCAAAAUCUACAGCUGGUUCGCAUGGACGACAGGGGCCGUGCUCGUCGAAAUCCCCUACUCACUUGUCGCCGGGGGCGUUUACUAUUGUUGCUGGUGGUGGGGUAUCAUCGGGUACCGAGAUUCGACGUCAAGCUUCACCUCCGGCUUCAUCUUUCUGUGCAUCUGUCUCUUUGAGCUGUACUAUAUCAGCUUUGGGCAAGCGAUUGCCUCGUUCGCACCCAACGAACUGUUGGCCAGCCUGCUGGUGCCGCUGUUCUUCUUGUUUGUGGUCAGCUUUUGCGGCGUCGUUGUGCCUCCUCAACAACUGCCGACUUUCUGGCGCUCGUGGAUGUACUGGUUGACCCCCUUCCACUACAUUGUUGAAGCUAUGCUAGGGGCUAUUGUCCACGGUCAACCUGUGAAGUGCAACAAGGGGGAGUUUGCCCGCUUUAGUGCACCGCCGGGCCAAACUUGCCAGUCAUACACCGACCCCUAUAUCCGCCAGGCUGGCGGGUACGUCCAGGUCGGAGCCGACGGGCUCUGCGAGUUCUGCCAGUACGCGACCGGCGACGAGUUUUCCAAAGGCUUCAGUGUGUACUAUAGUAAUAUCUGGCGCGACUUCGGCAUUUUCUGCGGCUUUGUGCUUUUCAACUUUGCUGUGGUCUACUUCGCGACGUAUUUGAGGUUCAAAGGCAAGAACCCAGCCAAAGCGAUCUUGUUGAAGCGGAAGCAGAAGAUGGCCUCAUAA
Messenger RNA from Capronia epimyces CBS 606.96, 4806 nucleotides. RefSeq lists its product as uncharacterized. Gene Ontology annotation, biological process: transmembrane transport. Gene Ontology annotation, molecular function: ATP binding; ABC-type transporter activity; ATP hydrolysis activity. Gene Ontology annotation, cellular component: membrane. The record is from RefSeq and is a predicted model, not a curated record. Lineage: Eukaryota; Fungi; Ascomycota; Eurotiomycetes; Chaetothyriales; Herpotrichiellaceae. The transcript has 8 exons. Bases 1 to 4806 code for a protein of 1601 amino acids.